Rotaria socialis is the source of this 1932-nucleotide messenger RNA. The record is from the annotation of a GenBank genome assembly. Lineage: Eukaryota; Metazoa; Rotifera; Eurotatoria; Philodinida; Philodinidae.
AUGGAUUCAGGAAAAGAUGAAUUUAACAUUCCAAAUGUUAUUAUUGAUCCGCGAACACGUGCUCAAUAUUCCAAAGGGAAGUUUCUUGGCAAAGGUGGUUUUGCUCGGUGCUAUGAACUCAUCGAUGUUACUACUGGCCAAACGUUUGCCGGAAAAGUUGUACCUAAAUCAAUGCUAAUAAAACCUCAUCAAAAAGAAAAAAUGCAACAAGAAGUGACAAUUCAUCAAUCACUUAAUCAUAAGCAUAUUGUUCAAUUUUUCUCAUACUUUGAAGACGAAAAUAAUGUUUAUAUUAUCCUUGAACUUUGUCGGCGACGAUCAUUAAUGGAAUUACAUCGACGACGCAAAACAGUGACAGAGCCGGAAACACGUUAUUUUGUUAAACAGAUUGUUGAAGCUUGUAUUUAUCUGCACGAUAAACGUAUUAUACAUCGUGAUCUUAAAUUGGGAAAUCUCUUUCUUAAUGAUCAAAUGGAAAUAAAAAUCGGUGAUUUUGGUUUAGCAACACGAAUCGAGAAUGAAACUGAUCGAAAACGAACACUAUGCGGUACUCCAAACUACAUUGCACCUGAAGUGAUCAACAAGAAAGGUCAUAGUUAUGAAGUUGAUGUAUGGAGUUUAGGCUGUAUUCUUUAUACACUGCUACUUGGCAAGCCACCAUUUGAAACAUCAUCGUUAAAAGAUACAUAUUCAAAAAUUCGUAAAAACGAUUAUUUAAUACCGGAGAAUCGUAUAAGCCGAGAAAGUGUCCUACUUAUUCAACGCUGUUUAAGACAUGAACCAUAUGAUCGUCCAACGAUGUCUCAAAUCUAUUUGGAUCCAUUUUUUUCUGGUUUUACGCCAGCAACAUUACCAACGUCCGUUUGUACAGUUGCGCCACGCUAUUCAGUUAUGCCACCGAUGCAUCCUCCACAACAACCGAUACUGAUCAAUCCUAGUAAAACAAUCGCAUCAAAUAUGCAACAACUACAACAGCGCCGUCCAUUUACAGAACAACAACAAAAUGAACAAGCAUUAAUUGCAUCACGCCAUCAACAAGUAGUUACAUUACCAGCACCCAUUUUGAUGAAUGAACGUGCAACUGAUAUUCAUGGUCUUGGAGGACGUGUAGCAUCAGCAGUACCGAGUCAAACUGAUAUUGUGUUACCAUCGCAUAUGAGUAGACAAUUAACGGGUCUCGAUGGUCAAGCAUUUGUACCGACAAGUGGAACGAACGAAGAAGUCAAUGAUGAUUUGCAUUUAGGUAUUGAUCUUCAAAGACAAUUAGAACAUUUAAUACAAAUGAAACCGAAUGAAAAACUUGAUAAACGAGAAGAUGAAGCUGAAGAUCCAGCAUCGGCGCCGAUGCUGUGGAUAUCUAAAUGGGUGGAUUAUUCAGAUAAAUAUGGUUUAGGCUAUCAAUUAUGCGAUGAUUCUGUUGGUGUUUUGUUUAAUGAUUCAACGCGUUUAAUUAUGACUGCUGGUGGAGCAGAAAAUCUACAGUAUAUCGACAGAGACGGCUAUGAACAUUUAUGUACUAUGAAAGAUUAUUCCGAUCAAUUGAAAAAGAAAGUUACUUUGCUAAAAUAUUUCACUUCUUACAUGGACGAACAUUUGCUAAAGGCUGGUGCUGCACAUGCUCCACGACCUGGUGAUGAACUUUCUCGACUCCCAUUUGUUAAGUCAUGGUUUCGCACACGUAAUGCUAUCGUUUUCUAUCUAUCCAAUGGCACAUUACAGAUUAACUUUUUUCACGAUCAUACCAAAGUUAUUUUAUGUCCUCUAAUGAGUGCUGUUACUUAUAUAAAUGAACAUCGUGAAAUUCGUACAUAUCGUCUAGCGGCAUUAGAACAAUGUGGUUGUUCAAAACAAUUGUUUACACGUAUUAAAUAUGCAAAAAGUAUGAUCGAUCGAAUAUUGGCAGCAAAAAGUAAUCAAAAUCGACUUCAUUAA